Blepharisma stoltei is the source of this 1605-nucleotide messenger RNA. The record is from the annotation of a GenBank genome assembly. Lineage: Eukaryota; Ciliophora; Heterotrichea; Heterotrichida; Blepharismidae.
AUGGAAUCUUUUCAAUGCCCAAUUUGCUUUCACGACUUCAACAGCAGCGAAGGCUCCCCACUAGUUCUCCACUGUGGCCAUACCUUCUGCUUAAAAUGCAUUUCCGCAAUGGAAAGACGAAUGGGCGCUCUGAACUGCCCUCAUUGCAGAAGUAAAGAUUAUCGAGAAGUUUCCUUAAUGAAGAAAAAUAUUUUGGUUUUGCAGCACUUAUCUGAGUCCAAAAACGAGCCUUUGGCUCCUUGUGCUGAACACCAGAACUUAGAAGCCACUUUUUUCUGUUUAGACGAGAAUGUCCCGUUUUGUUCCCGCUGUGCGACAAAGCACAAAAAGCAUGAUUUUUACGAUAUAGACGAUACUGUUAUAACACAAGGCACCGAUAAGCAGCUUGAAGAAGCAAAGAAAAAAGCUGAAGACCUUCUCAGCACUGCUAGAUCAGAACGAGAUUGGUCUGUGAAUAUCUUUAAUAAAGUAGAAGAAAAGAAGGCUAAAGCAAUAGAAGAAAUUGAUAGAAAAUUUGAACCACUUUUACAAGCUAUUGAUAAAAAGAAGAAGGAAUUUGUUAUGAGCUUAAAUAGGCCGGUAAAUGCACUUGUCAAAAGAAUCCAAGAAAAUGUGGAGUAUUGUGACGAUAUUGUCAAAAAAAGGCAAAAAACGAUUUCUGAUAUAGAUGGGAUUAUGAGGCAAAUUUCAAAAAUUGCGGGGCCUGCGAGGCUGCAAGCGGUGCAGUCUAUAAAUAAACUGUCGUUUGAGCAGGAUAAGCUAGCAGAUAAGCUAAAAACGUUGGAGCAGGAAGCAGAAAAUUUGAAUUUUAAUAUGGAUAUCAGCCUUGAUAGUGCAUUGAGGUCAGUUGAAGGGCUUACUUCUCAGGAAAUAGCGAUUGAAAAUGAGCUUAAAUGGUCUCCUGAGGUGCUUCCAGCUGCUGAAGAAGUCCAUAGCAACCCUUUACAAGUCCAACUGGUCGAAACCUUAGCUAUUGAAGGACUGAUUUCAACCCAAAGUGUCAGAACUGUAAUGGAGUCUACAGACCGCAAAGAUUUUAUCCCAGACGAAAGCAGCCCUUAUGAAGACAGACCUCAACGUAUUGGCUUCAAUACAACCAUUUCGGCUCCUCAUAUGCACGCAAUGACCUUAUCAAUUCUUGAGCCAUGGCUUGUCCCUGGAGCAAGAGUCCUUGACAUAGGCUGUGGCAGUGGAUAUCUAACUGUAUGUAUGGCAAAGAUGAUUGGGAGAGGGAAAGUCUAUGGAGUUGACCAUAUUGAAGAACUGAUAAAUCAAGCUAUUGAUAAUAUUAGAAAAUCUAAUUUGUACUUAUUGCAGAAAAAUGACUUAGAAAUGAGAAUGGUCCAUAGAGACGGAAGAAUAGGGUUGUUGGAGUAUGCACCUUUUGAUGUAAUUCAUAUUGGAGCAGCUACUCCAGAAAUCCCGCAGCCAUUGCUAGAACAGCUUGCUCCUGGUGGGGUGCUAAUGGCUCCAGUAGGACCUAUAAGUGGGUUUCAGCACAUUACAAUUGUGAAGAAGGACGAAAAUGGUAAUCUUCAAACUCACAGCUCACAAACUGUUAACUAUGCGCCACUUACUGAUAGAGACAGACAAUGUCCCUCGUAA